CACAAAUUCGUUUUGAGCAGCUCCAAAUAGAAGCAGAAAGAGUGUGGAAGGAGAAACAAAAAUCUUCAAAGAAAAACAAAUAACAAGAUGGUUUACACGUUGUUUGCUAUUGAGAUAGUGGCGGCUGUCAUAUUGGCUGGAACGCUCCUGUAUCGCUAUGGAGACUGUUAUAGAAACCACAUCUUAGUGACAGUAUCAGUAUUAAUAGCAUGGUGCUUUUCAUUUGUGAUUAUGUUUAUUUUGCCUUUAGAUGUGUCUUCGACCUUCUAUAGACAAUGCUUACAAAGUAUUAACACCACAACAGUAGCAGCAGUCCAGAAUAAUGAAUCAAGUACAAUUGCACCGUCUAAUCAAUGCCAAAAACCCUGGAGCUAUGUACCAGACUCAGUUUUCCCAAAUUUAUGGAGGAUAGUGUAUUGGACAUCACAAUGUCUCACUUGGCUCAUAAUGCCAAUGAUGCAGUCCUAUAGUAAAGCAGGGGAUUUCACCGUGAAAGGAAAGUUGAAGUCUGCUGUAAUCGACAACGCAAUAUACUAUGGAUCAUAUUUGUCCAUAUGUAUAAUUUUGUUAAUAUACAUAACGCUAAAAGGUGUGUCCCUCGACGGGCCCAAAAUCAAGGCUAUUGCGUCCUCCGCAAGUAACACUUGGGGACUGUUCCUUCUCAUAUUGCUACUGGGAUAUUCUCUGGUAGAAGUACCGAGAAACCUUUGGAACAACUCAAAGAAGAAUUACACUUUAACAUACAGCUAUUUUAAGAUCGCUAAACUGAGUACGGACAAGUGUGAAGCCGAAGAAACUGUGGACGAUAUAUUGGAGAGUCUCAACUCAAUAGCAGCGGCGGUGGGUCCCGGACACCCUCUACACAGACACGUGGACAUCAUCCUACAGAAACUGCCAGUGCAGCUGCGAGACAAGCUCAACCAGAAACAGCCCCCGGAGAGACCCACAGCGCCCAGCUUGAAGAGCUUGGUCAAUUUGCAUAAAAAGACCAUAAAAUCCCUCCACGUACUCCAACGCACCCAGACACAAUGGGGUCUGAUGCUGGAGAGGAUCUACCAUCUGGAGGACGUGGCGAGCAACGCGCGGUCGCCCGAGCACCGCUUCCAGCGCACCUUCAACGCCCCCCGACCGCCGCUGAUGAGGGUGCUGUACCCGCCGAUUUUUGAAUGGUACUGGGAGUGCCUCAUCAAGCCGUACUUCCUGCGUUCGAUGGCCGUGCUGACGUGUAUAAUGUCGGUGGCGGUGGUGUGGUCGGAGGUGACCUUCUUCGUCAAAUCCCCCGUCCUGUCGAUAUUCGCGAACGUACUGAUUGCGGCGAGGAACACGUAUAACUAUACGGCUAUUGUGACAAUCUCCACCCUGACCAUCGGCUACAUGUUCUACUGCGCGUACUCCACCGUCCUCCGCAUCCGGGUGUUAAACCUGUACUACCUGGCCCCUCACCACCAGACCAACGAGUACAGCCUCAUCUUCAGCGGCAUGAUGGUCUGUCGGCUCACCCCGGCCAUGUGCCUCAACUUCCUAAGUUUGGUGCACAUGGACUCCCAUAUUAUUAAGGAGAGGAUCAUGGAGACUUAUUAUACGCAGAUAAUGGGCCACAUGGACGUGCUCGGCAUCAUAGCGGAGGGCUUUAACCUGUACUUCCCGAUGCUGGUGGUGCUGCUGUGCGCCGCUACCGCGCUGUCGCUCGGCAGCCGCCUGCUCUCCAUGUGCGGCUUCCAGCAGUUCGCCGAUGACGAGCUGGCUCUGGACCUCGUGGACGAGGGGAGAGAGAUCGCCAAGAGAGAGAAGCGUAAACGUCAACGUGCGGAGGAGUCGCUGGCGCGGCGACGCGACUACAACGAGCGGUUCGCGCCGCACCGCGCCGACGACGGAGCCCGCACCGGGCUACUCAACGAUGUGGACUCAGAUCACUACGUGGCCAGCCCGCACAGAACCGCGCCCGCCCGGCUGACGGUCGACGACGGGGGUCUAGAUAGAUUUGGCGAGUCCACCCUGCCGUCUAUACGGAGCGAGUUCGAGCGACGCGGCAAGAUGACGAUGCCGCCGAGAGGGCUCUUCGAUGACGUAUAAGCGUUUAGUUAUCGCUAGUAACGAUGGCGAAAUUCGAAAUGUCGCUAAUUUUGAAGAAAAAUUGUGACUUUAGUAUCGCGAUGUUUGACAAACAUGACUUUUUGAAAUGAACAUCGCCUGCAGGGCCGGAUUUAUAUUUUUUAUGAGUGAAGGCCACUUUAUUUCCGCUGGCCUAUAGGGUUUAUUUUUAAAUCCAGGACUGUGCAUAACUAUAAUGUUCGGGAAAUCGAUUAGAUUCUGCCAGAGACCUUUAUGUCAAUUAUUAUCGUCCUUUCGUUGUCGAACUUCGUCGUCGUAAUUAUCGAAUUCAACUUGGCGAAAGCUAUUAUUGUAAAAUUUUAUAUAUGUAAAUUUUGUAAAAAUGUAUGCGAACGGUGUGUAGUGUGCGACUGAAAUAACACAUAAUGUUUUAUUCUGUAACUAUUUACAUGUUUUUAUUAUUUUGUCGUUUAUGGCUCUGUUUCUUUUAACUAUAAACAAAAAAAAAACUAUAUAUAGUUAUUCGGUAAUAUUUAAAUUGCUAACAUUAUAACUGACAAUAAUGUUAAAUUUUGUUUACUUACAUGUAGAUUCGGAAAGGCUUUAGAAAUGUUAUACUUUAGUUUUUAUGCUAACUGGGAUUAAAAAGCUGAAUUUGUUUUAUAAAAUGGACUAGAAAACAAGCGGAUGCAUCGUUUGAUGGUAAGCGGCCCAUAGACAAAAAUGCGUUUCCCAGUCCUUAAAAUUAUUAUUGUCUUGCAAGCUUCAUUCUACUCCAGUUUUCUGUAAGACUUUUAUAUUUAACCGGUCGAACCAAUUCACUGUCUUGCAAAUUUUUAUACUAAUCCAGUUUUCUGUAAGACCUUAACAUUUAACCGGUCGAGCCAAUUACCAACUAGUAUAUCCAUAUUAUGUAAUACCGAAAAUGUAUUGUGCAUAAUAUUAUUUUCCUAGUCAAACUAAAUUGCAAUAUAAA
Messenger RNA from Aricia agestis (brown argus), 3028 nucleotides. Its product is annotated as LMBR1 domain-containing protein 2 homolog. Gene Ontology annotation, cellular component: membrane. The record is from RefSeq and is a predicted model, not a curated record. The coding region runs from base 88 to 2073 and encodes 661 amino acids. NCBI's taxonomy places the organism in Eukaryota, Metazoa, Arthropoda, Insecta, Lepidoptera, Lycaenidae. The transcript is spliced from 10 exons.